Messenger RNA from Gastrolobium bilobum, 2240 nucleotides. RefSeq lists its product as uncharacterized. Gene Ontology annotation, biological process: transmembrane transport. The coding region runs from base 175 to 942 and encodes 255 amino acids. Lineage: Eukaryota; Viridiplantae; Streptophyta; Magnoliopsida; Fabales; Fabaceae. The transcript is spliced from 7 exons. The record is from RefSeq and is a predicted model, not a curated record.
UGAAAACGACGUCGCGGACCAUAGAGCUCUUGUGUACCUGAGAAAAGUGAAAAAGCGAUUCCUUGUUUGAAAGAGAAAAAAAACAUGGGGGAUUCCUUCUUGUGCUGUUAGUAAAAGGAUUCAAUUUGCUUAGAGAAAGUGGUGAAAGGGGUAAAAAAAAAUCUGAAAUUGGAGAUGCAAACGGAGGCUAGGGUUGGUGGUGUACGGAAGUUGGUGCAGCAGCCACCACAGCAGAUUGGGACUGUUUCACAUCUUCUCGCCGGAGGCGUUGCCGGCGCUUUUAGCAAGACCUGUACGGCGCCGCUUGCAAGACUCACCAUCCUCUUUCAGGUUCAGGGGAUGCAUUCCAAUGUUGCAACUUUGAGAAAAGCUAGCAUAUGGAAUGAGGCUUCACGAAUUAUCCAUGAAGAGGGAUUUAGAGCUUUCUGGAAAGGGAAUCUGGUUACCAUUGCUCACCGUCUACCCUAUUCUUCUGUUAACUUUUAUUCAUAUGAGCACUACAAGAAGUUACUAAGGAUGGUUCCAGGAGUUCAAAGUGGUUGGGAUAAUGUCUGCAUAAAUUUUGUUGGUGGUGGCCUGGCAGGGAUGACUGCUGCAACAUCUACAUAUCCCUUGGAUCUUGUAAGGACACGACUUGCUGCUCAGACAAAUUUUACCUAUUAUAGAGGUAUCGGGCAUGCUUUGCAAACAAUUUGCAAGGAAGAGGGAAUAUUUGGCCUUUAUAAGGGACUUGGAACUACACUCUUGACUGUUGGGCCAAAUAUAGCUAUCAGUUUCUCUGUGUAUGAAACCUUGAGAUCGUUUUGGCAGUCAAAUAGAUCCGAUGAUUCAGCUGUUGUUGUUAGUCUGGCCUGCGGCAGUCUUUCUGGCAUUGCAUCAUCAUCUGAGAAUGAGGGUUUGGUGCAGUUCCUGCACCGAGUAUAUAACCAGACUGACCCCUAGAACCAGAGACCAGGUUGGAGUUGUUAUUUUAUCUGGCAUAUGAGAAGUUUAGUAAGGAACACAACAAAAAUACCCUUUUCCUGUCUCUCUUUAACUUCAUUAUUGUCUAAAGAUCUUGUGCAAGUAAUCAUCUUCCCAAGUUUUAUUCUAUGACAUGUCUCCCCAAGCUAUGCAGUGGAUUCCAUCAUGGGGUGGCAUUACUUGGAUGAAACUAUAUCAUUCCCUCAGUUACCAAAUGUGAGAGGUGUCCUCUUUGAGGUAUGCUUCUCACAGGCUUCCUUCACCUGAUGCUUACCAGAAUCCUUCAAGCCCUGUUGAUGUUUUUCCGAGGAAUCUGUUCUUAUUGCUUUAAUAAUACUGCUUUCAACAUAAUCCUAAACGAUGGAAAUUGUGGUAACAAAUUAUAAUAUAGUUGCUGAUGAUUAAUGUAAAUGGAUAAAUGAAAUUGUCAACAAAGGAUAGAAUUACAAUUCUUUUCAAGGGAGAAAACCAAAUCUUGAUAGAUUGGGGCAUGGAUAUUUGUUGGGUCAAGACUGUACUAUGUAGACACUAAAUACAUGUAUCCAAAGUACUUAUGCAUACAAAACUCUAGUAGUGUCCGCUCAUCAAUUGUGACAUAAAGGUUUUCUGCCACUCUGCUACAGGAACUGUAUGUUCGGGUAAGGCUGUGUUUUACUUAUACUCUUUCCUUUUUAUUGCAAUUUCACAAGCUUUACUAUUUCGUGUUCUGGAUUUCUUAAAUUCUGCCAUGACAAGAUAGACUUGCUCAUCCAUGAAUUUCUCGUUGCCAACUGACCACAAGUUCAGGAGUGUUCCAUGGUUUCAUUAAUGUGUUUACUGUAGUUAUUCUUUGGUAUAGCCUACAAUGUUGCAGUGCAGGCUUGCAACUUGGUCAGAGACACAGGAUCAUUACAAUAAGAAACUCUAGUUUUGUCUGCAUGGCUUAUUUAUUUCAAAUAUAGUUAAUUUAGAUGGCAAUUACGGUUUUAGAAUUGGUUUCAUUUCAGUCGAUUUAUCACUUUUUACCAGAUUUGAUGAUACAUGUCACAUAAAAAAGACUAACGAUCUGAUGUAUUAUAAUAGAAUCCCAUGUAAAAGUGAGAUCUUUUUUACUCAAAAGGCUAUGGUUCAAUUCAUCCGUUAUCCUAUAUGCAGCAACAUUUCCAUUGGAUCUUGUGAGACGGCGGAGGCAACUUGAGGGGGCUGGAGGGAGAGCCCGGGUGUAUACAACAGGCAUCUUUGGUAUGUUUAGGCACAUAAUCCAGACUGAAGGUGUGCGUGGCCUCUACAGAGGAAUU